Molecule: messenger RNA, 1734 nt
Organism: Dermacentor silvarum
Lineage: Eukaryota; Metazoa; Arthropoda; Arachnida; Ixodida; Ixodidae
Product: elongation of very long chain fatty acids protein 4
Exons: 1
Coding region: 195-1028 (277 amino acids)
Biological process (GO): fatty acid elongation, saturated fatty acid; fatty acid elongation, monounsaturated fatty acid; sphingolipid biosynthetic process
Cellular component (GO): endoplasmic reticulum membrane
Molecular function (GO): fatty acid elongase activity
Source: RefSeq, a predicted model, not a curated record
UUUCUGGGUCACUUAAAGGCCAGACUUUCUCCUCUCAGGACACUGAAUCUCUCUUGCUGCCAGGCUGAUAUAUCGUAAAUUUUGGUCUGCGUCCUUUGAGUGCUGCGUUGAAAGGCUGAGUGCACCGGCUGCUCUACGGCGAACGGCAUCAAGACGGCUGCUGGACACCCGACAAGGGUUCGAAUCGCAGCACCAUGGCAUCGGUACUUGCGUAUCCGAGGAAUCUCUACGAUCACAUGUGGUCGUUCCGAGACACGCGGAUAGACGCAUGGUCCAGCAACGUCCUCAAGGGCAGUUUCGUGUUACCGCUGAUCCUCAGUUACGUGUACGUAGCCAAGGUAGCCGGCCCUCGGUGGAUGAAAGGUCGCGAGCCUUACAACGUCAAGCGAGGUAUCCUUGCGUACAACGCGUUCACCGUGCUCGCAAACUCCUAUUUCCUGUACCGAAUGUUGCCGCUGACGUACUUCGGUGGCGGCUACAGCUUCCUCUGCCAAAGGAUAGGCACCGACAGCGAGCGCGACAUGGCCGUCAUUAGCCUGAACUGGUGGUACUUCUUAGUACGCGUCGCCGACUUCGCGGACACGAUGUUCUUCGUGGCCCGCAAGAAGUACACGCAUAUCACCCAGCUUCACGUAUCGCACCAUGCUCUGGUCGUGUUCAGCGGAUGGCUCUGGCUCAACUUCGGUAGCGACGGUCAGGCCGUGUUCGGCAUCUGCCUCAACGCCUUCGUGCACGUCAUCAUGUACACGUACUACUUCCUCGCGGCCCUGGGACCCGGCCUGCAGAAGUAUCUCUGGUGGAAGAAGUACCUGACCACGAUUCAGAUCUUGCAACUGUUGGCGGUCUGCACUCACUCCUCUCUGCCUCUAUUUUUCGACUGUGGCUACCCUAAAGCGCUGUGCUACCUUCGAGAUGGCCCAGCUUUACUGGGCAUUGUCCUGUUCAUGAACUUCUACUUGAAGACUUACGUGGUUGGUGGGAGGUCAGGCCCACAACUGGCCGCAGUGUCGAAGGCGAAAGAUCAAUGAAACGCUGCGCAAUGUCUGGCAAAACUACAGCUGUGUUUACUGACUCGGCGGUGUGUUUCAGGACAGUGAAUAUGUGAGCCUGAGUGUCAGAAUGACUCAGAAAUAGCGUUUUCCGGUGGUGAUCUAGCGUGACGAUAGUCUGUCAUCGCUUUUCUGUCGGACUGUGACUGACGAGUCUGUCUUCCUCGCAGAUUUAUUGUUUCGAUUCUUUACAUGGCCGAACGCUUUUUCAUCAACAAAUGAUCAUCGAUGAUUACUUGCAUCGAUGAACAGGGGAUCGAUCCCCUGUUCAUGCAAUGACGAACAAUGCAGUGCAGCUAUCAACGAUAAAUCAAACGCCAAGAGGGUGCAGGCUUACGGCAGUUGCUCACAGUUUGCAUAUCUUGCAGCUGUGAAGGAAGAUGAGGGCUUACAAUGUGAUUGAGUGUGCACAAAUAUUGACAAUUCGACAAACCAUGUGGGCAUGCAUCUGAUAUCUGUAGUACGUGUAGCACCCAGGCAAGCACAAUAUUUGUAAGCGUUAUGUUUUCACGUGUCACACUCGGUACGCAGUGUUUUUGUAUGCCCAGUUUAUUAUUGCAUACGCUGUGCUCACUUAUUCCAACUGCAAUGGUUCAUGCUUAAACGUUUCUAUUGUUUGUGUGCGUUACCUGUAAAUGUGCAAUAUGCUCUGUAAGAUUUGUAUACUGGUUUCUGUUUAUUCGUG